AUGGGUGCUUCUAUUGAUGAAGAUCGCAAGACUUACCUGACAUGGAAGGAGAUGCAGCCUUUUAUCCAGUCAGCUCGAGAAAUGGCUUUCAAGCAAUUGGUACUUCUUUGGCAGAAGUGUAAGGACCUCGAUGAUUUCUUGCCCUUGUGGGGCGACGAGGUUGAAUACACUUUGGUUCGCUUUGAUAACGAAGAGCGGAAGGUUACAUUGAGUGCCUCUCAGCAGCAAAUUUUGGAGAGGUGGAGAGGAUACGAAAAAACGUAG
Penicillium verrucosum is the source of this 264-nucleotide messenger RNA. Its product is annotated as glutamate cysteine ligase. The transcript has 4 exons. Gene Ontology annotation, biological process: glutathione biosynthetic process. Gene Ontology annotation, cellular component: glutamate-cysteine ligase complex. Gene Ontology annotation, molecular function: glutamate-cysteine ligase activity. The record is from RefSeq and is a predicted model, not a curated record. The coding region runs from base 1 to 264 and encodes 87 amino acids. NCBI's taxonomy places the organism in Eukaryota, Fungi, Ascomycota, Eurotiomycetes, Eurotiales, Aspergillaceae.